AUGUUCCUAAAGGGCAUCUGGCCUUAUGGCGCUGUGGAUGUCAGAGAUAGCCAGGGACGAAUCCUUCAUGGAUACGUGGUCGACACCAGGGGAAAAGACGGUCUCAUCGUGGACUUUGACUAUCCCCAGCACCGUGCUGUUCUGGUUCCUCUUGCAAACUUCGUUGACGGCCAUCUUUCCACGGGCUCUGGUGAUCCUGCGCUGACCGUUGGAGAUACCGUACAGGUGCUGUAUCAGCUUUCUCCAUUGGAGCCAUGGUGCUGGCAACCCGCCACGAUCGUAGAGGGAGGCAGCCAUCAUGAGCAUUGCGCGUAUGACUACGCUUUUGUGGAGAUCUGUAUGCCGGACGGGAGGACGGUGCGGGAUACGGUAGGAUGGUGCCGUGUGCAGCCGACGGGUGACAUGCCAGCGUGUCACUGGGAGAAAUCACCCAAUAAAGUCCCGUUCAAACGGUACACGGUACAGCAGGCACUUCUGUUUCCGCAGCUGCUGGCGGUAACGCAGCUGCCGGACUUCAAGGCAAAGUGGAACAGGAUGACCGAGACAAUUGCCGUGGAUGUGACUGAACGAGGAGGAGUUAUUUGCCUAGCGCCAUCGAAGCAAGCAGCGCUUUGCAUCCAGGCUACUGUUGCAUCGACAAUAUAUCCCACUGGUGUGUUCGGAUUGAACGCGUUGCUACAGAAUGUCAGGAAGCGGAAACGGGAAGAUGGUACGGACACGACAAAUACCUCCAUUCUGGUGGGACCUGCAAAAGUGCAUGCGCCUUGCGCACGCGCCGGUUUUCGCAUGCAUGGUUUGCCUGUUGAGCUGCUAGCGCGAAUCUUCUCUUUCCUGAAUGCCUGCGAACGUGUCAAAGCCAGUGCGACGUGCUCCGGAUGGAACACCAUCCUCAAAUCCGCUCCGUUAGCCGCGUGGGUUGAGAUCGAUACCAACCACUGCAGUGACGAAAUGGUGGCCGGUUUGGUGGACAAGAUGGUGCGGCCGACCACCAGGACCCUGGUCAUCACCAGCAUUGACCCGAAGGACUGCUGUAUCCUCCGUCCCAGUCCCAUCCAUAUUGUGCUCGACAUUUUACACGCGAAAAACCUGAAGAUCCCUUGGAUCCUGCUGGCAUCCUGUAACAUCUGGAAGUCCUCGGUCUUGGGCUCGCAGGCCGGGGAGUGUCGAGCGGAAUUGUCGGCACGGUGGAGUGGUGUCUGCGAAAAACUGGUUCUGAAAGACACGGUGAUCGGUGUUACAUGGGUGGACCGCGAGGAAGUGGCGAUUUCGGAAUCAACGAUGCAAAAAUGGCAGUCGGGAGCGUUUGACGGGUUCAUUUGGAGGUUUUCAGAUGGUGGCCGCUCGGAGUGGAUUUCGGUUCAUCGCCGCAAAGUGAAAAUUAUCAACACCCAGGUUAAAAGAGAAUUAACUGUGUUGGAUCUUGUUGAGUAAAUUGCCAUGGCGCUGUUGCGUUUAUUGUUGUGUUUUACUUUAUUGCUUCAUAGAAGGAAGAUUUCCUGCUAGGUUGAAAACCGUUAUUAGUUAGCUCGAGGUUGGUCGUAGCGGUUUGUGCAACGUUGUCUGUUUGA
Molecule: messenger RNA, 1568 nt
Organism: Paramacrobiotus metropolitanus
Lineage: Eukaryota; Metazoa; Tardigrada; Eutardigrada; Parachela; Macrobiotidae
Exons: 3
Coding region: 1-1431 (476 amino acids)
Molecular function (GO): protein binding
Source: RefSeq, a predicted model, not a curated record